This is a messenger RNA of Glossina fuscipes, 1430 nucleotides long. It is a transcript of the gene Snap29, whose product is annotated as synaptosomal-associated protein 29. Gene Ontology annotation, cellular component: SNARE complex; plasma membrane. The record is from RefSeq and is a predicted model, not a curated record. The transcript has a single exon. Bases 227 to 1081 code for a protein of 284 amino acids. NCBI's taxonomy places the organism in Eukaryota, Metazoa, Arthropoda, Insecta, Diptera, Glossinidae. Gene Ontology annotation, molecular function: SNAP receptor activity; syntaxin binding. Gene Ontology annotation, biological process: exocytosis; synaptic vesicle priming; synaptic vesicle fusion to presynaptic active zone membrane.
UGUUUUUUACACUCGUUUCGCUUUUUCUACUCUAUGGAAAAUCCGUCGUAAGUUUAGUAAAUAUUAAAUAUAUAGUUUAGAUAUCCCAAAAAAAAAAAAAAAAAGAUAAAGAAGAAAAAUUGACAACUUCACUGUACAUUGCGAAAAGUUAAAGAAUUAAAUAUUUAAAAAUCGAAUUAUAAAUUUCUAAAGCAAGGCGUAUUAAGGGGCGUGUAUUUGCGUUUUAAUGGCUAACAAUUAUCUGAAACCAGUGAAUAAUCACUUCGGUUAUGAAGACAACAAUUUAGAGGAUGUGGAUGACGAUAUUUUUUUAAAUAAUGCUCGUGCCAAAUCUUCCUAUAAAAAUGCCUCGGGCUCGAGUUUGUCUAGAGAAGCUCCUCCGGUUCACAGUACUAAUCCAUUUGAAGAAGAAUCUGUGGAGCAACAGCGUCAAAUUUUGGAAGAGCGAAAAAGACAAAUUGAAGCUCAAACUUUAAAUUCCACACAAAAAAGCCUUGGAUUGCUAUAUGAAACUGAAGAGGUGGGUAAAGCAACCGCUGUAGAAUUAGCAAAGCAACGGGAGCAACUAGAGAAAACUUCUCGUCAACUGGAAGAGAUUAAUGCCACGCUGCGGUUUAGCCAACGUCAUUUAAACAGUUUGAAAAGCGUAUUUGGUGGCUUGAAAAACUAUUUAUCAGGUAAUCGUGAUCAACAACAACCACCAUCUUCUGCCAAUUCGCCUCGCUCGCCGCCUAAUGCAUCUCAAGCACCGCAAAAUACUAAGGAUUUGAAACAAAAAUCUCCUACAGAGAAAUAUAAUAAUCAUCCUGUUUCACGAUUACGUGAAGACUCUUAUGGGCGGGAGCAACACGUGCAAAUGCAGGAACAAAAACGCAAUAAUCCAUUUGAGGCUCAACUUGAAGCCAACUUAGAGGAGAUGUGUGGAAAUUUGUCGCGUUUAAAAGGCUUGGCCAGUGACAUGAACCGUGAGAUUGAAUCUCAAAAUGAAUUCUUAGACAACAUGAAUUACAAAAUCGAGGAUAUUGAUCUUAAGAUGAAUAAACAAAACAAAGAUAUGAAUAAAUUGUUGGGUAAAAAGUAAAAAUAAAAGCAUUUGCAAUUCUAUAUUAAAUAAUAAGUUAUCGAUAAAAUCAGCUUUACAAAUAAAAUUUCCACAAAUGCUCAUUUAUUUGUACGGUUUUCUUAAAUCAUAACGUUUUAAGUAAGGAAUUGGUUAUACUAAAGCGGCAUAUUGUAUUACGACGAUGGGGCAGCACGCAGAGGAUCUUGAGAAAUGAUUCCGAACAAAUCUUGUAAAGAGGUGAAUUUAUUCAAUGCAAGCUCAGUGGCACAUUCACGUAUAAAAAACAAAAGAAUUUGAAUGCACUUCCGUAUAGGUAUAAAAGCUAUGAAUUUUUAUAAACUGCAUAUAUACAUUUUUAUUUUAAUAA